UGUAUACUUGUGCGUGCCUUGUCGUCGUGAAGAGAACUCGUGAAGUUUGUUUCCGUCCGUUGAGAAAUAUUUGGUGAAAUAUACGUACCAUGCAGUCAUGUAAUGAUUUCUCAGUAACUUUUUAUAAAUUUUAAUAUGAUGCAUUUCGAUUUACAAUUACGCAAAGUGUGAUUACAAUAGCGGUGUAGUUUACAGGAGUGCCUUGGAAAAGUUUUACAACGAAUUCUAAAGUUGUUCAAGUGUUGUUGUUCUGUUGUAACUGUUUUAUAAUGUGUGAAUAAGGCUUCUAAGUGUUUUGAUAAGAAGAGGAUUGUUGCAAUUCAAAGAUAGCAUGGCGUAGUUAAAGACAACGCCAAUUGCUGUCUGACGGCGUGUCGAUAUUCUUUCUAACACUGACUUGAUGCGGUGACACGAUGGACGCGGCGGACAAGCGCAUGCUGGAGCGCGAGGCGCUCCGCAACAUGAUCCAACAGUGGAACGCCAACCGGCUCGAUCUGUUCGAGCUGAGCGAGCCCAACGAGAAUUUGGAGUUCCAUGGGGUUAUGCGGUUUUAUUUCCAAGACUCGGGGCAGAAGAUAGCGACGAAGUGUAUUCGUGUUGCCUCCGAUGCCACCGUCAGUGAUGUCAUAGAAACCCUGAUCGAGAAGUUCCGCCCAGAUAUGCGAAUGCUGUCGCUCGGCUCGUACUCUCUGUGGGAGACGCACGGGCCCGACGACGAGCGACGACUCGAGCCACACGAGAAGCCGUUGCUGGUGCAGUUGAACUGGCACGCGGACGACCGCGAGGGCCGGUUCCUGCUCAAAUGCACUACUAAUGCUGACAAUUCCCUGUCGUCGGUCAACGAGAAAGGUGACCAGAACUUCAAGCGGAAAUUAUCCAAACGCGAAAAGAAAGAACUCAAAAAGAAGGAGAAACUAUCCAGACUGAAAUCCGACUCGAACAACGAAAACAGACCUGUUGCUGAGAAACUUUAUACAGAGCUGCCGGAGACGUCGUUCACACGCAGCAUCAGCAACCCCGAGGCCGUGAUGCGGCGGCGCCGGCAACAGAAGCUGGAGCGGAAGCUGCAACAGUUCCGCUCCAAAGAUGGCGGCCCCGACACCGGCGGCACGUUGAAAAUAUACGGAACAUCGCUAUGCCCCGACGUGCCGUACAAGACACUGCUCCUGUCGGUCGGCGACACGGCGGCGGGCGUCGUCCGCGAGAUGCUCGACAAGUACGGACUGUCGCGACACGACCCGCAACACUUCUGCAUCGUUCAGGUGGACACGACAGACAACUCUGAAAGCAUCCUCGAGGACGACGAGUGCCCGCUUGCCAUCGUGAUGACACACCCACACCGCAGCUCCAUCAUGUUCCACGUGCGGCGGCGGCCGGCGGAGUCGCAGCCGCGACGGCGCAAGAAGAAGACCGCCGGCUGCGGGGCGGGCUGCGGCGCGGGCGGCAGCAGCGCGCGGCCCGGCUGCGAGCCCGUGCUCGUCGAGGUGGCGCCCGACGGCACCGCGCUCGAGAACGGCCGCCGAGUGCGCAUCACCGGCGACAUGCUCGAGGUGGGGUCGGGCAACGGCACGGCGCUCCAACUGUACGGGCCGUCGAUCCAGCCGCGGCACUGCGUGGUGGCGGCGGGCGAGGCGGGCGGCUACGUGGUGACGCCGCUGCACGCUGACGCGCACGUCUAUGUCAACGGGCGCCGCGCGAUCGCACCGCAUUCGCUGCCGCUGCAGCACGGCUGUUUACUGAAAUUCGGACGAGUGUCGACAUUCCGAUUCGUGGACCCGAACCAAGAGAACAUCCUGAACCGAAACCUUUCCCAGUCGCAACACUUCGGCUCCGGCUCCAUAUACGACAGGUCGCCAGAGGGCGGGCGCGCUCUGUCCGGCGCCAUGUCGCCGACGUCCGUGGACGACGCGCCGCACGCCGACGAGUAUCGCCCCAUGAGCCCCGACCGCGCCUAUUCACCCUACCGCGACGCCAACGACACCCUCACGCCCUACAACAACAACACGCUCAAACUCGACAACGACUCCGUCGUGUCGCACCUCAACGACUCCAAGGAGGAUUACCUGCGCGACGACCACACGCCUUCCAUCUACGACCAGGACCACUCGCAGAAUAGAACCAACAACUCGCAGUAUAAGGACAACUACGAGACCACCUUCGAUCUAGAUGGGAACGUCGAGACUAAAAGCAUUUGCAGCGCGAAAAGCGGAGGCUCUGGACACGACAACAGGAUGAGUGCGACAGUGGGCAGCGCGGCGCGGCCUGGCCAAGAGGCCAUCCUGCCGGCGGUGCUCGAGUUCCCCGAGGCGGGGCAGGCGCAGUUCCUCGCCGCCGUCAUCACGCGCCUCGACCCGCACGCGCCCGCCUUCAAGCUGGCGCCUGUCUACACGCUCUACCUCUGUGCCAGGUACCGCGCGUCGACGCACUACCGGCCCGAGCUCACGCCCACCGAGCGCGCGCACAAGCUCACCGCGUUCCUGCACCACGUCGCCACGCUCAUACACGCCACUGUGCAGGAACGAUGUACAGACUCAGCCGCGCAAGCAUUCUGGAUGGCGAACGCCAGCGAACUCCUACACUUUCUCAAAUGCGACAGACACAUAUCGUCCUUCUCCACACAGGCGCAGGAAUUACUGCCCGCCACUGUGCAAAACGCCUUUAGCAACCUAGUGUCAUGCUUCCAAGAGGAGCUGUCCCGGGCUUUGGGCACGCUGACGAACCCCUUGCUGACGGACGCGACCGAGGCCACGGCGCCGACGCUGCAGGCGCUGGCCGCCGCCAUGGUGCUGCUGCGCCGCUGCCGCGUCAACGCCGCGCUCACCAUACAGCUGUUCUCGCACCUCUUCCACUACAUCAACGCCGUGUGCUUCAACAAGCUGGUGACGGAGCCAGGCACGGUGUCGGCGCGCUGGGGCGCGGCGCUGGCGGCGCGCCUGGCGCUGCUCGCCGCGUGGGCCGAGCGCCAGGGGCUCGAGCUGCCGGCGGACUGCCAUCUCGCGCGCACGCAUCAAGCCGCCCGCCUGAUCAGCGGCACGUACCGCACGGCAGAGGAGGUGCGCGCGGCGCUGGCGGCCUGCUUCAAGCUGAACUCCGUGCAAGUGCGCGCGCUGCUGACGCCGCUGGCGCCGCCCGACGUCGCGGACGCCGCCGCGCUGCACGCGCGCGCGCUGGCCGACGAGCUGUGCCGCGCCGACGGACGCGAGAUAACGCUAGAAGAGAGCUCAUGGCUCGGCGUAGGCCUGCUGAUCCCCGGCGACGGUUUCAGCGCGGAGGUGGUCCGCGGCGUGCCGCCCGGCCUCGCGGAGUUCGUGGCGCCGCUGCAGCGCGGCGGCCUGUGCCGCCUCGCGCACCAGCCGCACGCCCGGGGCGUGUGGACCGUCUACAUGACGGGGUACGGAGCCAUGCAUAGGCGGCCGCCCGAUCCGGCCGUGCAUAUCAUACAGCUCAAUAAGAACUCUAAUGGAAUGGGACUUAGCAUUGUUGCCGCUAAGGGCGCGGGACAAAGCAAGCUGGGCAUCUACAUCAAGUCGGUGGUGCCGGGCGGCGCGGCGGCGGCGGACGGGCGGCUGGCGGCCGGCGACCAGCUGCUGUCCGUCGACGGCCAGUCGCUCGUCGGCAUCACGCAGGAGAAGGCGGCGGAGUACCUGGUGCGCACGGGUCCCACGGUGACGCUGGAGGUGGCCAAGCAGGGCGCCGUGCUGCACGGGCUGGCCACGCUGCUGCACCAGCCCGCCUACAACAACAAGCAGGGAUAUAGGCGUCCGUGUCACGACCGAUGUCACCUCCUCAGAGACGAGUCCACAGAAUCUAGCACCUCGGAGAGCGAGGAGUGUCACCCGCACUACCACGGCUCCAUCCCGCGACUGAUCAUAACGUUAGACCGCGAGAACAACCAGCUGCAGGAGGACUUGUCCCCGGACACGCCGGGCUGCCCGCUCGAGCUGAAGGGCCCGCCGCCGCCGCGCCCCAUCCCCAUAUUCACGUUCACGUGCGAGGACUUCGACGAGCAGCAGGCCGGCAGCGACACCACGUACGACAGCCACGUGCCGGAGCCGCCGCCGCCGCCCUGCCCGCCCGCCGCCGCCGAGCCCGAGGCCGAGCCCCCGCGCCUGCCGCCGCAGAUGCGGCCCAUCGACACGCGGCUCACGCUCGAGCUGUUCCGCGACGAGCGGCCGCAGUUCCGGCGCCGCUGCACCGUGCCCGACGAGUGCGUCAGCGCGUGCGAGUGCUGCCGCACGCCGCAGCCCGAGGCGCCCCAGAUCCCCUACAUCGACGAGCCCGCCUUCGAACCGUUCAUCUUCGAGGACGCGCGCGUCGCUACGCCCAAGACCCGCCGAAUCCUCCCCUCGAUGUCCCUCGACCGGCCCGACGACAAGCCCGAGACGGCCGACGCCGUCUGCCAGACUCCUUCCUCCCCCAUGGACGUCGACGAGAAACAUUUCCCCGCGCCCCCGACUCCGCAGAGCAGAAAGCUCGAGCUCAAAUUAGAUGUCAGUAAGGAUGCCAACAAAAUAGAAGAUAUACAUUGUAGGUUAAGAAGAGCGUUGUUCACUAUGACGAAGUCGUAUUCUAGUAAAUCCGAGGGCGCCGCGGAACCCUCGAAUUCUACGUCAGAGUCGUUCGACGAUACGAUAAACGAUAAGAAUAUACUCGGGAGAAGCAAUUUCCCGACUCCGGUGGAGGCGGGGGCGAAGCAGGUUCUAGAUAGCGUCGAUCGUAAGUCGUGGAAGUCGCCCGACGAGUAUCGCCCCGCCUUCGGUAGGGUUAAAGCUCUAACGAAACGGUUCAACGACAUCAACCUGCGAUACUGUGUCAAAAACUACAAGAGAAACUGCCAGUCGAGUCCUAAUCUUAGUUGUCGUAAUGAAAAAACUUUUAGAUCGAAAGAAAAUUUACCCGCUAGCUCUAGUUUAGUCGAUAUACAGUACGAGUCGUUAAUAACGGACACUAGCGAAACGAAGGGGGCGAAAAUGUCCGAAGACGAGGUGAAGAGCAUUCUGAUACAACUGGAGGACUGGUCUCGGUACGGGUCGCGGGGCAGCGAGGACACGCUCGCGCAGGGCAACGAGUUCGAGCUGCCCAACCUGCCCUCCGAGGAACACUCCGACAACAACGCCAACGCUUACGUAUUCAACGAAAUAAUAGAAAAAAAACCCAAAGUGAUCACGCUGGAGAACAUAAGACUGAAAUCGAACCAAUCGAGCGUCAACUCUGAUACGAGACAGAGCAAAGAAUCGCUUAAAAGUAGCGCCGAAACGAGUUCUAAAGCGCCUGUCGUCGAGGAUAUUUUGCCGCAAAAGAGCUCUAUUUCCCUUUUGGACGUUUCUUGGGGCGCGUCACGGCGGCAAUCGUACUCGGCGGUGGUGCAGAGCUGCCCCAACAUCAGCAGCGGCAGCGUGCGCGGGCGCGCCGCGUGCGCCGCGCUGGCCGCGCACCACAGCUGCCCCGCCGUGGCCCCGUGUCCUCUGGGCCCGGCGCGGCGCGCGUCGGAGCGCGACCUGCCGUCGCGGCUGGCGGCCGAGCCCGUCAAGCCCAGCAAGAGCACGCCCGCGCUGCACCACGCCGACCCGCCGCCCGACCCCGCGCAGCCCCUGCCUCACAGUGUGAACAUGCACCCGGUGAGCGCCAGCGUGGCCAACGUGAGCCAGGUGGGCGCGGCGGGGCCGGCGGGGAGCGCUUGGGCCGGCAAGUCGCGCAGCAGCCACAACCUCGCGCAGCCCGCCGACGGCUUCUACCAGAACCUGCCCGCUCAUACCCAUCACAACCUGCACGACAGAUGGUCAUCGUUACGCAGUUCGACGGGCAGCAACCGGCCGCAGUCGGCGCACUACGCCCCCGCGCCUCUCGAGACGUCGCCCGAUUCGCCUCAACAACAUCAACAAAAUCAAAUGAACGCCAUAAACGCGCGGUCGGCCAAGCUAGCGGAGAUGUCCGAGGAAGUGACUCGGCGACAGCAAAUGCAGUACCAACUGGCGCAGCAGAAGGCCGCCACGCUCCCGGCGCACACGCACCAGAACAUGAUGAGUCCCCAGCACGUGCACCCCAUGCACCAGCAGCACUACCCCAACCACAUCAACAUGCAUCCCAACAUGCUGCCCAUGUCACCUAACAUGCAACCUCCCAUGUCGCCGAACAUGCAACCUCCAAUGUCGCCAAACAUGCAACAGCCGAUGUCGCCAAACAUGCAGCAGCCCAUUUCGCCGAACAUGCAACAGGGCAUGCAAGCGAUGCAGCAGAACAUGCAAGGGAACAUGCAAGGCAUGCAAGGGAAUGUGCAAGGAAACAUGCACCAGCAACAUCAGCACAUGCACGCCCCCGUGCAGAGCCCGCCGCCUCAACAACUCUACCACAACCAGCAUCAGCCACAGCAGAGGUACGAGUGGCACCCGCCGGGGCCGCCGUCGCCGCAGCGCGCGCAGCCGCCAGUAGCACCCAAACCUCAGGGAGCAAGACGACCAGAGUCUGAACUAGAAGAGCAUUAUCACCAACACAACCAGCAACCGCAACAGAGUACGAUACAACCCGAUGACGAGCGGUACGUGGCGUCGGCUCUGGAGCCUCCCCCGGGCCCGGCGGGGCCGUACGCGGCGCUGGGGCCGGCCGGGGGCAGCGGGCCGGCCGCGCACAACCCCUGGCAGCGCGAGGAGCGCGAGCGCCAGCAGGAGCAGCGCCGCGCCCAUGCACGCAGUCGCCGGGACGCAGCGAUAGCAUCACUACUAGGUAUCGGCGCGGCGCGGACGGCGGCCCAGAACCAGCAGCUGCGCGCGCUGCAGCUGGAGCGCGAGUUCGAGCGGCGCGCCGUGCAGCACGCCGACGCCGCCGCCGCCGCCGCCGACGCCGCCGACUCCGACCCCGACCCCGAGCCCGACCAGCCCCAGCCGCCGCAGCCGCCCAAGUCCAUCCUCAAGACCAACCACGCGCCGCGCACCGACCACACCAACGGAUACGCGCACGACACUAGUGGAGCGGGUCAGGGUCCGGGUCCGGGGCCGGAGGCGGAGGCGGCGGAGGCGCUGGGCGCGCUGUCGCUGGCGCCGCCGCCGCCGGAGCGCGGCUCGUCGUUCGCCGUCAUGGCCACGCGCGCAAGAGCGCUGUCGCCGCCGCAACAACCCAAGCCCGCUCAGGCACACACCCCACACUCGCCGCCGGGCUCGGGCUCGAGCGCGACGCGCGACAAGCGCGUGUCGUUCCACGAGCGCGCCGCGCCGCCCGCGCCGCCCGCCUCCUCGCCGCCGCCGCUGCACGAGACGCCGCCCAUCGAGGACCCUGACCGCUUCAUCGAGGAGGCGGAGAGCAUGCUGUCGGGCGGGCUGUCGCCGAGCACGCCGCCCGCCGCGGCCGUGCACACGCCCGGCGUCAUCGGCGCGCAGGAGGUCUACAGGGACCCGCGGCAGCGGCGGCUGGCUGAGAAGCAGGCUGCGACGAGCGCGGCGCCGGUGCCCGAGCAGCUGUCCUUCAAGGAGAAGAUGAAGAUGUUCGCGUUAGAGGCUGGCGACCCCAACACGCCCAAGGACAAGGUGAAGAUAUCGCGCGCGCAGCGGGACAUCGACGCCGUGCACUGAGCGACACAACAUCGCGUCCGGCGUUCAUAAUUCAUACUUACUAACAUUUAUAUACAGUAUUAAACUGGGUAUGCAACUUUAUUGUUGGCACGUUCACUUACUAUCAAAGUUAUAAAGACGAUACUACCUAAAUCGCGAGUCAACAUUAGACCUUGAAAUUGUCAAUAACUAAGCAAUUUACCCCGUAAAGAGUGCAGCGUCUCGGCAGCUUAUCCCUAGCUGUAAUCCGGAGCUUUUACCGAUCGUGGUCUUCGACCCUGUAAGGCAUCUACGUUUUAUUGUAUCCCUAUUUUAUAGUGUAUUGCAUAUACCCCGUGAGACCACGAUUUGCCUUUAUCACAUGCAGCACCAAUUUACAUGUAGAUUGAUAAGUAUCUUUUUACAAACGAAUAUAUUUUUAUGAUGAUAAUAAAUUUUGAUUGUUGUUUACAUACGUCGCCUUAGCAGCUAGUGCAAUGAUUAUUUAUAUAUCUACAUAGACUUGUACCAGAUAUUGUUAUAUUAAAUAUGAUACCCACUUGUAGGUCACAACAGUACGGUUGUCAAACUUUUCAGUUUAUUUGCAAUGUAAUGUAAUGUGACUGGCACUGUCGUGUCUGAUUGUUAUCAUUAUCCUGACUGCAAAUUAAGUAUAUGAAUUCAAUUGUUUAAAUAAAUUUUAACGAUGUAACGAUUCUCAUUUUGGCAACUGUGUUGUUGUGGUCUGUAAGUUUAAUAUAUUUGGUUGAGAUCCAGGUUGACCUAUAUUUUGAUCAUGCACUCUUUUAUGGCACAUAAAAAUGAUGUCAAUUUCUGGAGAUUCAAAAUUUACUGGUGCCAUUAUAUUAUGUGAUUGAUUGUAACAUAGAAUGUAAUUCUCGGGUGGACCAAUAAUCAGUGUCGACGUCAGAAGGUGCCUUUUCGUGGACCUUAAUGAGCUACACAUAGUAUGUCUCUCAAAUCGGCUCCGCUGUCUAUUUUUAUUCAAUUUAUCUCUACCUACGAUUAAAGCUUCGUCACAUUCCAAAGAAUAUGUAUCUUAUUCUUUUAUUACUUUAAGAAUCAUUCCUAAUAAAUCUUUCUAAAAUUUAUUCAUUGUACAUGUGCGUGUGUAACACUAUAUCUAACAUUUCAUAUCAUGUGGAUAAAUUUAAUAUAUUCGAGUCCUCUAGUAUUCGAAUCUAACAAAAUGGAUCCAGUAUGUACUUUAAUUAUAAAUGCAAUAAAUUAUUGUAAAGCCUUUGUGUAUAUACUUAAAUAAGAAUAAGCACAUGUUUGUGCCAAAAUUUAAUACUUAUGUGACAAAAUGAAGAGGAGAGUUUGUGUAAACAGCUAGAGUAUCAUCGUCCUCGUCACGACACGCCCUCGCACGGCCGCCGCGCGAAACUGGAAGCUAUUUCUAGAUAUCCUUAUAGUUAAAAAACUCAUGGCACCAAUUUAUUAUGUACUAGUUAUGUAAAUAUUUGUAGGUAGGAAAGUCCCUAUGGUUACGUUAAGGUUUUUUGUACACCUGUUUGUAUAUGUAAAUGUUUAUUUAUAGAUGAUUAUAUAGAGAGUUUACAUAUGAAAUUAAGACGCGAGGCCUAUUGGAGUUAGUAUUAAUUUAGUUCCUGAGAAUCGUUUACAGUGUUCUCAGUAUUCACCCAACGAUAGUCAAUUAGCAAGAGAUUGAGAUUUAUUUGUAGAGGAGUUUUAUGUUUGUAGGCUGUACAUACGAUACACCCGAACAAGUAGCGACUACGACAGCUCCGUUAUACAUUUGUAAGGUUUUUAAGUGGAAUAAUUAUUACACAAAUCCAUUAUAUUGUUAUUAACCGUAAUUAUUAUACUUCAUCUACUUGAGAAAGUAAUAAAAUAAAAUAACAUGUA
Cydia splendana is the source of this 9410-nucleotide messenger RNA. It is a transcript of the gene cno, whose product is annotated as afadin. The coding region runs from base 414 to 7562 and encodes 2382 amino acids. The record is from RefSeq and is a predicted model, not a curated record. Gene Ontology annotation, cellular component: adherens junction. Gene Ontology annotation, molecular function: cell adhesion molecule binding. NCBI's taxonomy places the organism in Eukaryota, Metazoa, Arthropoda, Insecta, Lepidoptera, Tortricidae. The transcript has 36 exons. Gene Ontology annotation, biological process: regulation of protein localization; signal transduction.